Molecule: messenger RNA, 960 nt
Organism: Heterostelium album PN500
Lineage: Eukaryota; Evosea; Eumycetozoa; Acytosteliales; Acytosteliaceae
Exons: 5
Coding region: 1-960 (319 amino acids)
Biological process (GO): positive regulation of DNA-templated transcription, elongation; mRNA export from nucleus
Cellular component (GO): THO complex part of transcription export complex
Molecular function (GO): mRNA binding
Source: RefSeq, a predicted model, not a curated record
AUGAAUAUAAAUGUUAGUAAUGAUAAGAUAAAAGAAUAUCAACUUAAAAUGUUACAAUCUAAUAGAGUCAAUAAGAAAAGAUUUACAUUGGAUAGAAUGAAAGAUUUAAUAAUGCUAUCAGAGUUUAACAACGAAAUAGAUGGCUUGUUGAAUCAACAGACAUCGGAUAUCGAUAUCGACGGUCUAGAGUCACUGGACAACCGAUUGCAAUCGAUACUCUACGAGAAGGAUCUAUACGCUUCGAAGCUGCUACAGCUAGAGUCGUCACCACCGUUCGAUAUCAACGACCCUUCGCUCAAUCUCUCGAAGGAAUCCGCUUUCUUAGAGACCAACGCCUAUCACUCGGAACACCAAUCGAACAAGAUCAUCGAGCGUCUGGAAUGGGAGAUUGAAAUACAAUCUUAUAAAAACAUUGAAUAUAGUCAAAUCGAUAUCGAUAUAAAAUGUAUGGAUUCGUCAAUACAACAACAACAACAACAACAACAGCAACAACAGGAUUCAAUGGAUAUAUCAUCACCACACUUUAAAUCAUAUAUUCUUACACCUUCAAAUAUUUAUGUGUCGCUCAAGAUCACUUCAAACAACGAUGACAAUCAAAUUCGCUUGGAAUUCUACUACUAUCCGACGUUGAAGAUCGUCACCGUACUUCCAAUGUUAAACGACAAUGAAGAAGAUGGUCAACAGGUUCUAGAGAGUAUAGAUAUCAAUGAUCGAGGUCUUACAACUCCAAAUCAAUCGAAUCAUUUCAUAUUUGGAAAUGAAACAUUUUCAUUAUCUACACACAAAUUAAAAGGUAGACCAUUUAAAUGGGCACAAUAUAUCACAGGUCUGUCAUUUUUGCCAGAAAUCAGUAUGGAAGAUCUUCAUAACAAGAACUAUCACCUUUAUAACUUUAAACCAAAGACUACCAAUGAAAUCAUGAAAUUGGUAAUCAAUCAAAUAAAUCAAUAUAAUGUUUAA